GACAUGGACAAGGAGGAUGUUUGGGAGCCAUCAGUCACCUGGCCUCUGCAUGAUGGUCAUGGCCUCGUGUUCCAGGAGAUGGAUGAGGAUGAACGUAAAGGGUGGAGCCCAAAGGAAAGUGAUGCAUCUCGAUCACGGAGCAGACGGAGUUGGAUCUGGAACCAGUUUUUUGUUAUCGAGGAGUAUGCUGGUCCUGAACCUGUUCUCAUUGGAAGGCUUCACACUGACAUGGACAGAGGUGAUGGGCGUACCAAGUAUGUGCUCCGAGGCGAAGGGGCGGGGUCAGUGUUUGUGAUUGAUGAAAAGACAGGCAACAUCCACGUGACGAAGCCCUUGGACAGGGAGGAGAAGGACGAGUACCGGCUUAUCGCCACGGCAACAGACAGCCAGACAGAGCGUGCCCUGGAGCCCUCUUCCCAGUUCAUCAUCAGGGUGCAGGACAUCAAUGACAACCCACCUGUGUUUGAAGAUGGGCCGUACAGCGCUACCGUCUCUGAGAUGGCCAACAUAGGCACAUCCAUUGUUCAGGUGACAGCGACUGAUGCUGAUGACCCCACCUAUGGGAACAGUGCUCGUCUGGUUUACACACUGGUGCAAGGCCAACCUCAUUUCUCUGUGGACCCACAGACAGGAAUCUUGCGGACAGCAGUCCCUGAUUUGGACAGAGAAACUCAGGAUCAAUACCUCAUUGUACUGCAGGCUAAAGACAUGGGUGGCCAUCUUGGAGGACUUUCUGGAACCACCACAGUCACUGUGAAACUGACAGAUGUCAAUGACAAUCCACCCCAUUUUACCCAGAGCUCCUGGUUGUUCUCUGUUUCCGAGUUGGCGGCACCAGGGGCGGAGGUGGGCCGGAUCUCCGCAACAGAUGCUGACCUGGGAGAGAACGCCAAGCUGGAAUAUACCAUCCUGGAGGGGGAGUCAGGAGACACCUUCAGCAUUACCGGAGUAAACCAGGAGGCCAUUAUCACCCUCACUAAGGCUGUUGACUAUGAAAGUCGGAGCUCAUAUUCCUUCUCUGUGGAGGUGAUGAACCCAACUGUUGACCCACAUUUCUUGCGGCAUGGCCCCUUUAAGGACCGUGCCUCUGUCCGAGUGGCUGUACUGGAUGCAGACGAACCACCACGUUUCUCCCGGGCUCGGUACCACAUGGAGGUUUCAGAGAACUGCCCCCCGGCAUGCACUGUUGGACGCAUUAGUGCUGUGGACCCAGACACAGGACUCAGCAGCAACAUCAGGUACUCCAUUGAUCCUCAGUCAGAUCCAGAGGCUUUGUUCCGCAUCACCCCAGACACUGGGCUUGUCACCACGACAGCGGAGUUGGACCGUGAGCAUGAGCAGUGGCACAAUAUCACCAUCAUUGCCACUCAAAGAGAUAACCCCAGCCAAGUUUCUAGAGUGCUGGUUGCCAUAGAGACACUAGACCUGAAUGACAAUGCUCCAGAGCUGGACCGACAGUACACGACAGCCAUGUGUGACUCCGCCUCCACUGGACAGGUGGUGCAGGUGUUGAGAGCAAUUGAUAGAGAUGAGGGAGGGAACGACAGCACAGUCUAUUUCAACAUCCCUCCAGACUCCAGUGCUGCACUCAACUUCAGCAUUAGAGAGAGUGGAGGUCCCACUGCAAGCCUCGUCCUCGUCUCGCCUUUACAGGCACUCUCCCGCUCUUCCACGUCCUCUCUGACGCUCCAUGUUCCUCUGGUCCUCAGGGAUGUAUCCUCAGGUCUGACGAGCACAGCGACAGUCACUGUGUCAGUGUGUCCCUGUCUGAGAGGAGGUGCACGAGCAGGGGAGAAGGAGAAGCAGAGUGAUGCAGACUGGGAAAGGGAAACUGUGUGUCUACCCCAGCACUCUUCCCUGCCUUCUCCGGGUCUCAGCACAGCAGCCCUACUAGCAAUUUUAGCAUGCGGGGCGACACUUUUGGCUGUCACUGCUCUGUCUCUGUCCCUGCGCAGACAAAAAAGGGACUCGCUUUCUCCUUUAGAGGAGGACGAUGUCAGGGAGAAUAUCAUCACUUAUGACGAUGAGGGAGGCGGUGAAGCCGACACCGCUGCCUUUGACAUCACGGCACUCCAGAGCGCCCCCCACAGUGCUCGCAGGGGAUACCGAACCCUAGACAGCAGGAACAUACGUCAAUCUCAGCAUGGCCAGGAUAAAUCACGGACAUACAGCAGCUGGGCCCAAUCAGGAGCUGUGGACAGUGGGCAGUAUCCCAGUCAGACUCCUCUAUAUGGUCGCUUGUGUUACAGCAGCCAGACUCUCCCUGUGCUACGGCGGUCACAGGGUCCAUACAACCCUGGCCUGACUGAACUGGGAUAUCGCUUAUCCGGUGGCCAGCCAGAUCAUUCCCUUGUAAUCCAUAACCAAGGUGCAAUGGUGGGGCCACUGGAACCAGGAGCAUUGUACAUGGGGCCCAGUGAGGUGGGGAAUAGCUCUAGAGAGGGAACCGCGUCCCAGGAGGGAGCCACUGCAUCUGAAGAAGGAACGCCACAGAAAAAUGAUGCCAAGGAAGAUUUGGGCAGUGAUGCCCAGCAGAGCCAGGAUCUUAACUGGGUGCAGUCAGAGUCUGCUCCACGGGAACUGGUGCUGACUCGCUCAGGCUCACUGGCCAGGCCUGGGGUUUCAGGUGGCUGGUUGUGUGAUUCAGCCACAUUACCCAUGGCAGGGCGGUGCUCCUCACGUGCUGGGCUCUCACCAAAAAAGAGUGCAGCUGGCUCCCCAGAAGGUACAGAUGGAGCAAACAAUACCAUGCAAUCUGUCAACUGCAAUUACACCACCAUCCUGCAGGGGGAGCAGCCAAAGGACUACACGGGUAACUUGAGCCAAGGAGGAUUGGAGAUGGGAAGUAGUUUUGUGGUAGCAAGGCCAGAAGGGGGGAUUCCACUGUGUGUCCCAGAGAGCACAGGGUUUGUGGCUGACUGGCGGGAUCGGGUGGGCAUGGGGGCUUACAGCCUGGGCAGGAGGGAUAUGAUGCCCCAACUGCUGCCCUACCCUGGCCAAGGUCGAGGGGCAUUUGGAGGGAUCCUGGGAUAUGGAGGAACUUGGCCUACACUGCCUGAAGCAGCAGGAAGGGGUAUGCAAGGAGGAGGUGGUCAGUCCCUGGCUUUGAGAGUCGGUGAGUUCCUGCGGCUACGCCUGGCGCAGGUGACCUUUGAUCCAACGCAGCCUCCGUAUGACUCGGUGCAAGUGUAUGGGCUUGAAGGUACAGGGUCACGCGCUGGCUCUCUCAGCUCCCUGGAGAGUGAAGGAGAGAAGGAGGCCAAUAAGCAGGAGUGGGGUAUUGGGCUGGAGGAGUGGGGCCCACGUUUCCACAAACUAGCCCAACUGUUCGAAGAAAGAGAGAAAGAGAUAGAGGAUGAAAGGGAAAGCAAGGCAGAGACACCCAGGAGACAAAACAAUAAAGAGAAACAGGAGAAUGAGGAGAAGUCUGGAGAUGAAGGGAAGGACAGAGACUGAGAGGUCGAGUCAGGGAUGGUGUAAGGGUAUGGGUGGAUAAGUAAA
This is a messenger RNA of Neoarius graeffei (lesser salmon catfish), 3501 nucleotides long. RefSeq names its product cadherin-24 (gene cdh24b). The record is from RefSeq and is a predicted model, not a curated record. Lineage: Eukaryota; Metazoa; Chordata; Actinopteri; Siluriformes; Ariidae. Gene Ontology annotation, biological process: homophilic cell-cell adhesion; adherens junction organization; calcium-dependent cell-cell adhesion. Gene Ontology annotation, molecular function: cadherin binding; calcium ion binding. Gene Ontology annotation, cellular component: adherens junction; catenin complex; plasma membrane. The coding region runs from base 4 to 3456 and encodes 1150 amino acids. The transcript has 13 exons.